Myotis daubentonii (Daubenton's bat) is the source of this 688-nucleotide messenger RNA. RefSeq names its product oncomodulin 2 (gene OCM2). The record is from RefSeq and is a predicted model, not a curated record. Lineage: Eukaryota; Metazoa; Chordata; Mammalia; Chiroptera; Vespertilionidae. Gene Ontology annotation, cellular component: cytoplasm. Gene Ontology annotation, molecular function: calcium ion binding.
UAUAAGGUAGGUCAGUAAGGACGCAAAAGCACAUCCGUGUUUUUUGCUCCUUCAGCUCUUUUUUCUGAUUCUUCUUGGGGGAAAAUCUAAAACGGUGGACCAUGAGCAUCACAGAUGUCCUCAGUGCGGAAGACAUUGCGGCCGCCCUGCAGGAGUGCCAAGACCCAGAUACUUUUGAGCCCCAAAAAUUCUUCCAGACAUCAGGCCUCUCCAAGAUGUCAGCCAGUCAGGUGAAGGAUGUCUUUCGGUUCAUAGACAACGACCAGAGUGGAUACCUGGAUGAAGAAGAGCUUAAGUUUUUCCUCCAGAAGUUUGAGAGCGGUGCUAGAGAGCUGACCGAGACAGAGACCAAGUCCCUGAUGGCGGCCGCAGAUAACGACGGAGAUGGAAAAAUUGGGGCUGACGAAUUCCAGGAAAUGGUACAUUCUUAAAGAGCCCAGACUAUGGAGAUAGACACAAUCAGCUGGAAGGCCUCCAAAACCCCAGGAAAAUGGGAAACCCCACCUCUUCCCCGAUAUUUAUUUAUUAAUUCCCCCUGGAAUGCUCCUGCGACUCGCUCGGUGUUUAGUGAGGUAAUAGACUUUAGUCGUUCAUGACUUUCCGGUGGUGGGUAUGCCCUGACGACUCCCAUAAGGCCCCCAGCAGAAAUGCCUUUAAAAAUCACCUAAUAAAGACACGUUUCUCAUCA